Molecule: messenger RNA, 2868 nt
Organism: Diachasma alloeum
Lineage: Eukaryota; Metazoa; Arthropoda; Insecta; Hymenoptera; Braconidae
Product: G patch domain-containing protein 2-like
Exons: 4
Coding region: 269-1603 (444 amino acids)
Source: RefSeq, a predicted model, not a curated record
AAACAGCAUCUGCUGAUUCGCAGAGUCGUCCACCCAUGAAGAGAGAGUGUUGACUCCCGUUUUAUUUGUACCACUUCCCCCGCACCGACUCAACAAUCAACGUCAAUUGACACAAGUGAAUAUUCGGGUUGUCGAUGAUGACACGUCAACAGUGUCAAAGAACAUAAACACUGAAAUUCGCUGGAUUGCUGAAUGGUGAAUAUCAACGUCAGUCUGUCCAGUGGAGGUGCGCUGAGAUAAACAUAAAGGGUUAUUUCGUAGAGUUCAGAUGGAGCGGGUUUUGAAAGCCGUCCCAGUGGAUCUGCGAGUUAAAAUGGAGGCACUGGUGCACGAUUUGUCAUUGGCACUGGAGGAGAGCAGCAACUCGACGAAUGUCAAGCGACGAUGGGGCCUGAGGAGGCGUGCCAGGUCCACGGGGAACAUUCGUAAGUCUUCCCUGAAUGCAAACAAACACUCAGAAGACAGUUCCUCCUCCAUCUGUGACAUUCGCAUCCCGAAGACCUCAGUCACAAAAUACCAGUCUGACAGUGAUGACACAGACAGACGCGAGUCUUUCGCUCGUUUCUGGAAUCUAAACACCAUAAGCAACGUCGAGUCCGACUCUGUCAACGAGUACUUCGUCCCUCGGAUAAACACAAAACGCAAGCGGAAGUUUAAGCGAAUGGCAGUGGACUCCAACAACCCCUCGACCUCCCAGGCGAUCACACAGAAGAAGAGACUGUUCAGGAACAACUGUGAGAACAGGUACAGUACAAUUUGGUGUGGCAAACGCAAGCGCUCCUGUCGAGAGCGUUCAAUAGACUGCGAGAUGCGUUCGCCGAAGCCCACGAGGAACUCCAAAUCGAAGAGCCACCGGGGCAAAAUGCGAAGUGAGAACGCCAUGGACUGCUCGAGGAUAUCGAGCUCGAGUAUAUCCUCGAGUGACUCGGAGGCGGGAAUCAGGGCGAACGAGGAGGAUCACGAGGGGGACGACGAGCAAUCUGACUGGAUCGGGGAGUCCAGCUGGUGGGACGACGAGAGUACGACCGAGGAGAAGGUCAUGUCCUCGGAUCCAGCCCUCCAGACGCUGAUAAACUAUCGCCAGAGGGUCUUGAAUGGCAGGGAAAUUCGAGCUGGCAGGCGCCACGUGGACAACAAGCCUGGGUAUUCCAUCAUCACCUCGGCGAAUGAGAAGGUCUCGAGAUUCCUUCAAGACCCCUCGCAGAGUGAACUUAAAUUGCACGCGAUGAGGCAGCCUGAGAGGGAGAAACUACGAAGACUUGCAAAUUUGUACAGCCUCUCUCUAAAGGGGGACCUGAGCUGUCCCAUUCUCUACAAAACCAGGCACACCACCCAGGCGAUAUGCGUCGAUCAAGUAUCCUUCAACAGGUUCUCUGAUUACAAGAGACUGAGGAAGACACCCCCACAAUCGCCGAAUCCUGAGGUCAUUGUGGCUAAUCCAGAGGUGCCGGUGUUCAGUGGAAAUUUUGCUGUUCCUGUUGUCAAUCACUCGCAGAACAGCUCGGAACCCAUGAGCUUUGAGUGGGGGGCGCAUAAUAUGGAGGCUGAGGUCGGGAGCACUCCCAAGUUUAAUACCCAUUUUGGACAGUCCAAGUCUAGUUGAAGGGGUGAGGCUGAUGGGGAAGUGGUGGGGGCUUUUUGUUGGAAUAAUUUUUUAGCUUGGGAGAUUUCCGUGAGUUAAAAAAACAUCCACCAACUUUUUCCCGUCAAUCAACUCGUUUUGGAGGCGUUUUUGAGAUAAUUUGUAGAACAUUUGGAAUACACUUGCAGUUUAUUUUGCAAAUAUUCUUAUAGAUAAUUGUUUUUUGUAGAGAAUUUUCAAAGCUGAAAAAAUCAUCUCCUGAUCUGUAUCAAUUGCAAUUCAAAUCACUUUGGAAAUAUUUUUUUUUACAAUUUUCAAUGGAAUUGUUCAUUUUUUAAAUAUUUUCUGAGGGAAAUCAGCUUCAAAAAACCUUUCUUUGAUUUUUUUUUGAAUCAACUCGUUUUGAAGAUAUUUACGAAAUUAUUUGGAUAACGUGCAACCGAAUGUAACAGAGAGGCAUUUUUUAAGUCUAAAAGUUCCGAUAGUAAAGAGAAAAAUGUGCUCAGGCUGUUGACAAAACAUUCUGUUCUGUGCGAAAUUUCCGAUUAAUUACUCUCACCACUUCCAACAGAAUAAUUCAUCAAUGUUCAUAAUCUUCCCAUAAUUUCAUAAGCAAAGCUGGUUUGAAAUCUUUCGUUUUCACUGUAAGAAAACACUGUCCCUAUCCUUAAACCAAUAAUGGAGGGCGGGGUAAAAUGGACCCUUCACUCACUUAAAAUUAAUGAAUUAAUUAUUAAUUUUGUCAAUUAAUUUCUUCGCACCUUCUCACAGCCGUAACAGUCCUCCACGGGAUUUCAUUGAAUUUAUCCACAAGAAAGCAUCACAAAAUAAUUCUUUCAGUGCCCACUAAUUUACAAACUUCGAAAUCUUUUCAUUAGUUAAAUCCUGAUCAUUAAAUUGAUAAAAAUCGCUUCGAAACACAAAAACAAAAAAUAUAUUAAUUUACCUAAUUGUCCGAAGAUGUUAAGGACAUACCAGAGCUCUAGAGAAUAUAAAAAUAUAAUUAAUUGGCUUAUGUUAUCGCCAAUUAAUCACUCGUUGAAUUGCUGACAAAAUGGGAUUUUUUUCCAUUAAAAAUACAAUUCUCUCCCUCGACUGAGCUCAAUUGACGAAUUUGUUCAGCAGUUAUAAAAAUUAAACAAAGUCAACUGUCCAUUUUGCCCCACGCUCCCCCAAACACGAGAAUACAAAUGUAAUUGCUACGGCAAUGGUAGUACUACCGAAAGGAUUUCUUAACGAUGUAAACGUAGAUCGAUCUAAUGAGAAUUAUAUAAAAAUACAACGAA